Molecule: messenger RNA, 906 nt
Organism: Desarmillaria tabescens
Lineage: Eukaryota; Fungi; Basidiomycota; Agaricomycetes; Agaricales; Physalacriaceae
Exons: 5
Coding region: 1-906 (301 amino acids)
Source: RefSeq, a predicted model, not a curated record
AUGCCUUUAAAUGGCACCGUUCCUAAUCUCAUUAGGGAUAUGCCCCCCUCCAAUCCUCCCACUAUCAUCGCUAUCGGACCCGCAGAAUUUCAGGUCUGCAUCACGCCUGGACCGAGACUUGCCCCGUAUCAUAUUGGUAUCCUAGAGGCUUACUCGAAGGCUCUUGUUGAAGCUCUUCAGUUGCAACGCGACGAUGAGAUUCACCGGCUACAGUUGGCGCUGAAAUGCUCCAAAAAACCGCUGUGGGUAUUCACCCUAGCUUUGGAGUUUCGACUGAAGACCGCCCAGACACCUCCUGCACCUCCUCCUGACUCCGAUGGCCUCAAGAAGAUCCUCCGUAUCCUUACCUCAUCUGACUGCGCACCUCCUGAAUCAGUCAGCGAGCGCAAUGAAUGGUGCACCAAGAUCAUCGAACUCGCAUGGAAUCUUACACAAGAGGAACUCCGCUCAUUGAAAAAGAGAUGCCCUACUGCUGUCUGGACAGCGCUUGUCUUUACACGCAUACGCCCCACCCCCGCACACCUCUUUCCUGUCGCCAUGGAGCCAGCGUGCCUCAAUUGCGUAAAGAAAGGCCACCCAUGCAUGUUCCAAAACAGGAAGACCUCAAAAUGCCGCGAAUGCUCGCUGUUUGGGAUUGCGUGUCCCAAAGGCCAACCCGGAAUAGGGAAGCGCAAGCUGGAUCACGAUGACGAGCGGGUUCGGAAGAGGGCUCGACAUGACUCGAAUAUGACUGUGGAGGAGGAAAUUGUAGAGUUGAAGGCACAGAUUGUGCAGUUGCAGGAGCAGGUUGGGGGGAUGAAGGAGGUAUUAGUCAAGUCUGAGGCUUCUCAGCGUUUCGCGAAGGAUUUACUGUGGGAGAUAUUCGAUACACUUGUGGAGCGUAUAAAAAGGUUUCGACAAGGAUAA